AUGGGGUUCCUCGACUUCGUGAAGAGCGACGAGAAGCGCGCUUCCUCGAUCGAGGACGAGCGCGUCGUCUCCCAUGGCGAGGUCGGCGAGGUAGAGGAAGCAGGCGAUGACCUGCACCGUGGCAUGAAACCAAGACAGCUGAUUGCGCCCCUCCGGGAUAAAACACGCAAACGACCUAUGGCUAUUGCUGGUGCCAUUGGUACAGGUCUCAUCAUCGGAUCGGGAACUGCGCUCAAGAACGGUGGCCCUGGGUCAAUGUUGAUUGGUUACAUCCUCAUGGGCUUCAUCGUCUAUAUCGUCAUGGUGGCACUUGGCGAGAUGGGUGCAUGGCUGCCACACAAGAAGAGCUUCUCGGGUUAUGCUUCCAGAUUCGUUGAUCCGGCACUUGGCUUCGCGACGGGAUGGAACUACUUCUUCAAAUACGUGAUUGUCUUGCCGAACAAUUUGACCGUGACCGGAAUCAUCAUUGCCUACUGGCGACCUGACCUCAAUGUCUCGAUCUGGAUUGUCGUCUUCGGUAUUGCGAUUAUCGCACUCAAUCUCCUUCAUGUUAGCUUUUUUGGCGAAGCAGAGUUCUGGAUGUCGCUCCUCAAAGCCAUUGUCAUCUGCAUGCUGAUCCUGAUCUGCUUCAUUAUUGCUCUGGGAGGCGGUCCGGACCACCACCGAAGGGGUUUCAGGUACUGGCAGGAUCCAGGUGCAUUCAAGCAAUACAACGGCAUUGAAGGAGAUCUGGGUCGAUUUCUUGGUGUCUGGGCCUCCGUCGUGCAGGCAACUUUCGCCUACCUUGGUACCGAGCUGGUCGGUGUUGCAUUCGGCGAGACGCCCAACCCUCGCAAGAAUGUCCCCCGCGCUGUGAGGCAAACGCUGAUGCGUAUUGUCUUCUUUUACGUCGCCGGUGUCAUCAGCCUCGGAAUGGCAGUCCCUUACAACGACGACCGACUGAUUAGCGGCACAGCCCAGAAGACGAGCGGCGCAGCGUCUCCCUUCGUUAUCGCCGCCAAGAUCGCCGGUAUUAGCAAGCUGGACAGUGUCAUCAACGCGUUCCUGCUUGUCUUCACCGUCUCCGCCGCGAACUCGGACAUUUAUCUCGCCGCGAGAACCAUCUGGGCUUUGGCUAAGGACGGCCAGGCACCUGCGAUCUUCCACAAGACUAACAAGCGCGGUGUGCCCAUCGCUGCGGUCGCCGCCUCCUCGCUCUUCAUUGCCCUUGGUUUCAUGAACGUGACCAAGGACGCCAGCACAGUCUUUGGAUACUUCGUCUCCCUGGUUACCGUAUUUGGUGCUCUGAAUUGGAUCUCGAUCCUCGUCAGCUACCACUUCAUGCUGCAGGGGAUGAAGGCUCAGGGAAUCCCAAGGAGCGUCAUGCCGUACCGCAACCCGCUGCUGCCGUGGGGAGCGUAUAUCGCGUUUGUGAUCACUGUCCUUGUCAUUAUCUUUAACGGAUUCGCUGCAUUCAUGCCGUUCAAGAUCGACAAGUUCUUGACGAGUUACAUCGGCAUACCAGUUUACGUGCUCAACGUUCUGUGGUGGAAGAUUUUCAAGAAGACCAAGAGGGUUCGCCCUGAGGAGAUGGACCUGCAGACGGGCCGGCGAGAUGCUUGA
Diaporthe amygdali is the source of this 1602-nucleotide messenger RNA. RefSeq names its product ral amino-acid permease gap1. Bases 1 to 1602 code for a protein of 533 amino acids. The transcript has 5 exons. Gene Ontology annotation, biological process: amino acid transmembrane transport. Gene Ontology annotation, molecular function: amino acid transmembrane transporter activity. The record is from RefSeq and is a predicted model, not a curated record. Lineage: Eukaryota; Fungi; Ascomycota; Sordariomycetes; Diaporthales; Diaporthaceae. Gene Ontology annotation, cellular component: membrane.